AUGAGUACAAAAAUGAAUUUACUGGACUCACGUACAGUAAUGGGGGAUCUAGGAUGGAUAGCCUACCCAAAAAAUGGGUGGGAAGAAAUUGGUGAGGUGGAUGAAAACUAUGCUCCAAUACACACAUACCAAGUAUGUAAGGUAAUGGAACAGAAUCAGAACAACUGGCUUCUGACCAGCUGGAUCUCUAAUGAAGGGGCAUCCCGCAUCUUCAUUGAGCUCAAAUUCACCCUGAGGGACUGUAACAGGCUUCCAGGAGGACUUGGGACCUGCAAGGAGACUUUUAACAUGUAUUACUUUGAAUCAGAUGAUGAAGAUGGGAGGAACAUCAAAGAAAACCAGUACAUCAUGAUUGAUACCAUUGCUGCUGCUGAGAGCUUUACGGAGUUAGACCUCGGCGACAGAGUAAUGAAGCUCAACACGGAGGUAGACGUUGGGCCCCUAACAAAAAAGGGAUUUUACCUCGCUUUCCAGGACGUGGGUGCCUGUAUUGCCCUGGUCUCCGUGUGUGUGUACUACAAGAAAUGCCCAUCAGUAAUCCACAACCUGGCCCACUCCCCUGACACCAUCACGAGCACGGAUUCCUCGCAGAUCCUGGAGGUGACAGGUGUGUGCAUCAACCACUCAGUGACUGAGGAGGCACCAAAGAUGCACUGCAGUGCAGAGGGGGAAUGGCUGGUGCCCAUUGGGAAGUGCUUGUGCAAGGCAGGGUACGAGGAGAACAACACCUGCCAAGCACCUUCUCCAGUCAGUACUGUGAAAAAAGGAACGAUAACUAAAAAUAGCAUCUCCCUUUCCUGGCAGGAGCCAGAUUGACCCAAUGGCAUCAUACUGGAAUAUGAAAUCAAAUAUUUUGAAAAGGACCAGGAGACGAGCUACACCAUCACCAAGUCCAAAGAGACAACGAUUACAGCGGAUGGCUUGAAGCCAGGCUCAGUGUACGUCUUCCAGAUCCGAGCCUGGACAGCUGCCGGCUAUGGGGGCUUCAGCCGAAUAUUUGAGUUCGAAACCAGCCCAGUAUUAGCUGCAUCUGGCGACCAGAGCCAGAUUCCUAUAAUUGUUGUGUCUGUAAUGGGAGUCAUUCUGCUGGCUGUUGUUAUCAGUUUCCUUCUCAGCAGAAGGCAAUGUGGCUAUAGCAAGGCUAAGCAAGAUCCAGAAGAAAAGAUGCAUUUUCAUAAUGGCCACAUUAAGCUGCCUGGAGUGAGGACCUAUGUUGACUCCCACACCUACGAGGACCCUAAUCAAGCUGUCCACGAGUUUGAUAAAGAAAUUGAAGCUUCAUGCAUAACCAUUGAAAGAGUUAUUGGAGCUGGUGAAUUUGGGGAAGUCUGCAGUGGGAGACUGAAGCUGCAGGGAAAGUAUGAGUUUCCAGUGGCUAUCAAAACCCUGAAGGUGGGCUACACAGAGAAACAGAGAAGAGAUUUCUUGGGAGAGGCAAGCAUCAUGGGGCAGUUUGACCACCCCAACAUCAUCCACCUGGAAGGCGUUGUCACAAAAAGCAAACCAGUAAUGAUAGUGACUGAAUACAUGGAAAAUGGCUCUCUGGAUACAUUUUUAAAGAAGAAUGAUGGGCAGUUCACAGUCAUCCAGCUGGUCAGGAUGCUGCGGGUCAUAGCAUCAGGAAUGAAGUACCUGUCUGACAUGGGUUACGUGCGCAGAGAUCUGGCUGCCAGGAACAUCCUGAUCAACAGCAACUUGGUCUGCAAAGUGUCGGACUUCGGCCUCUCCAGAGUCCUAGAAGAUGACCCUGAAGCAGCGUACACAACCAGGGGAGGGAAGAUCCCCAUUCGAUGGACAGCCCCUGAAGCGAUUGCCUUCCGCAAAUUCACAUCUGCCAGCGAUGUCUGGAGCUACGGCAUUGUAAUGUGGGAGGUGAUGUCCUAUGGUGAGAGGCCUUACUGGGAAAUGACAAACCAAGAUGUGAUUAAAGUCGUGGAGGAAGGCUAUCGCCUGCCAAGUCCCAUGGACUGCCCUGCUGCUUUCUACCAACUAAUGCUCGACUGCUGGCAGAAAGACUGCAACAGCAGGCCCAAGUUUGACGAAAUUGUCUGCAUGUUGGACAAGCUCAUCCGUAACCCGAGCAGCUUGAAGACAUUGGUUAAUGCAUCAAACAGAGUGUCGAAUGUGUUGGUAGAGCACAGUCCAGUCAGGAGUGGUGCUUACAGGUCCGUGGGUGAGUGGCUGGAAGCCAUCAAAAUGGGCUGAUACACAGAAAUCUUCAUGGAGAACAGAUACAAUUCAAUGGAUUCGGUGGCUCAGGUGACCCUAGAGGAUUUGAGACGUCUGGGAGUGACACUUGUUGGUCACCAGAAGAAGAAAAUGAACAGCCUUCAAGAGAUGAAGGUCCAGUUGGUGAAUGGGAUGGUGCUGUUGUAACAUGGUUUUUAAAGUUGCUUCCUCAAGUGGGUUGGUCCAGCACUUUGUACUCUAGCCCUGAGAUUUAUUUUGACCAAAAAAAAAACAAAAAAAAAACCAAGAAAACAAGAAAAGAUAAAAAGGGAAAUUCAGUAGUUUCUAUAACUGAAGGAUGUUGGCCUCUGCUGCAGCAUUUCUAAAGCAGUGUUUGACUAAAGUUUUGCUUUUCUUCCUAUUUGUGUCCUCAUUUUCAUGAAGUCAAUGUAAGAUGCAUGGAACGUGGAAAUGAAUCUGCUGUACAUGAGGUUAACCAGUCUCAAUCUUCAGCAGUGAUGACAAGCCUUCCACCAUGUGUUGUCUGUACAUGGGAGGUACAUAUAUAUAUAUAUAUAUAUAGCACCUUUAUAUACUGAAUUGCAGCAGCACAUGGUAAAGGGCUGACUUGAAUGGAGGAUUUUUGUGGCCAUUCAUAGACUUCCAA
This is a messenger RNA of Prinia subflava (tawny-flanked prinia), 2836 nucleotides long. Its product is annotated as ephrin type-A receptor 5-like. Gene Ontology annotation, biological process: protein phosphorylation; axon guidance; ephrin receptor signaling pathway. Gene Ontology annotation, cellular component: dendrite; plasma membrane. NCBI's taxonomy places the organism in Eukaryota, Metazoa, Chordata, Aves, Passeriformes, Cisticolidae. Gene Ontology annotation, molecular function: ATP binding; protein binding; transmembrane-ephrin receptor activity. The record is from RefSeq and is a predicted model, not a curated record.